Messenger RNA from Tripterygium wilfordii, 1198 nucleotides. RefSeq lists its product as uncharacterized. The transcript is spliced from 2 exons. The record is from RefSeq and is a predicted model, not a curated record. NCBI's taxonomy places the organism in Eukaryota, Viridiplantae, Streptophyta, Magnoliopsida, Celastrales, Celastraceae. Bases 458 to 931 code for a protein of 157 amino acids.
CGCUAAACUCUUAUCCAUAUAUUCCUCUACCUGAUAUUGCACCCCCCAUCUUUUAAUAGGACCCUAAAUAAAGCAUCCACCCCGUUAACACUCAACACAAUCCCCACACGCACACACCAUAAAAACAAGCCAAAACCACAUCUCCCACAUUUGCAAAAACUCAGACUGAGAACCACCAAUUUCACCUCCGUAGCUCCUCUCUCAGGCUGCUUCACCACUACCGCACCAUCACCAUCCACGGCGUCCUAGCCGAACAUUUUCCUUUGCUCGCGUUUAUGAGACAUCGAAACUGUCAGGUGAUUUUUGCCCUCAAAACUGUCAGGUGAUUUUAUCUUUUUGGUAAUUCCUGUUAAUUCAGAGACAUCGAGGUUCGUCAGAUCUUUAGAACCGGAGAAUCGAUUCUUUGACUAGCUAAACGACGACGUACUGAAGGAAACAGACACGCACAUUUCCUUCAAUGUCGACUGGGCCGCAAAUUAUUCUACGACCGUCCUACACGAACAGGCGGUCCCCGCUGCUGCCCAGCCACUCGUCGUCGUCGUCGUCGUCCUGCAGCAGCAGCGCGCGAAUUGCUGAGGUAGCGGGAGGAACGACGGCGGAGUGUGCCGCGAUUUGUUGUUGCUGUACUUGUGGUCUUGUGAAUCUGCUUUUGUUGCCUAUUUACAAGGUUCCAGCGGGGCUGUGCCGACGAGCGUUUAGGAGGAAGCGUCUGCAGCGGAUGAUGAAGAAGAAAGACCUGCUUCCGUCGCGGCACAGCCAAUGCGGCUGCGAUGACACGGAGUUGCAAAUUCACCCGUUCUGUGAAGAAGAGGAGCGGUUUCACAAAACGACGUCGAAAGAGGAGGAGAAGGCGGUGGAGGAACUGGAGAAAGAAAUGUGGGCCAGGUUUUACGGUGCUGGAUUCUGGAGAAGUCCAUCACAAAGAGUGUGAGGUGUUGCUGAGUCACAAGCAAAGGAGAGAUGAUUUUUUGGGGCCUUCUAUAUCAGUGUCACUAUCCAAACUGCCCAGGUUGUUUCUCCUCUGAACUCUGUACAUAAGAUUAUUGGGCCGUGUAAAAUGUCAUUUUCGCUCCCCAUUGGGCUUGGGGGACCAUUCUACCUCUUUUGUUGGUCGCAGAUUUAUUUAUUUUUUCUAUUUUAUCUAAAGUUAUUAUCGUGUAUUCGUGUCCAAUAAUAAAGUCAGUAACUUAGGCUUCAA